Messenger RNA from Fusarium graminearum PH-1, 369 nucleotides. RefSeq lists its product as uncharacterized. NCBI's taxonomy places the organism in Eukaryota, Fungi, Ascomycota, Sordariomycetes, Hypocreales, Nectriaceae. The record is from RefSeq and is a predicted model, not a curated record. Bases 1 to 369 code for a protein of 122 amino acids. The transcript has a single exon.
AUGAUCAGCACUCAUGUGAGGUCAUUCUCUUGGAACCGUUUUUCUGUUAUCCUCAUUUUAAGGUUUAGACUCUCCCAGUUUUACAUCCUGACUCAGUCGUAUCUGAACAAGAAAUCUCAAGAGAAGAAGCAUAGAUCUUCACUUACAAUCAAGGUUUUCUCGAUCUACGAGAAGAAUCUGCAACAGUUAGAGAUUCCCAGAUUCCGGGUUACAAUGGAUGGCCAGGCCAACUGCCGGGGUAUGGAUCAAACCCAAUUGAGGCUAUCCAUGUUGACUCAACAAGUGCAGUUCCCGUCAAGAUCCCAUGUCUUACAUCUUACCACCAUCACAUGUCACGCCUCAAAAUCUGGGCCUCGAAUGUCAAUUUGA